Protopolystoma xenopodis is the source of this 492-nucleotide messenger RNA. The record is from the annotation of a GenBank genome assembly. NCBI's taxonomy places the organism in Eukaryota, Metazoa, Platyhelminthes, Monogenea, Polystomatidea, Polystomatidae.
CAUAAACGUCGUUGCUCUAGGCCCCUCUCUCCUACCCUCGCCUCGGGGGAAAACGGCCAACUGGCAAUUACUAGUGAACAUUCAGCAAAUAAAGUUGAAUCUUCUAUAAGCUUCCGGCCCCCUCGACCUGUACACCACAAGCAGAGGUCCGAACCAGUCGCCGCAGAUGAUUUCACACAAGAUACUUCUCAAGUUCCACGCCCAUCUAGGCGGCGCGGUAUUCGUUUCGGCACAGAUGUCCCUACUAGUGUCCAUGCACACCGUGAUAGAAAGGUCUUUCGAAACUUUUCUGUUUCUCACUCCAAAGAUUAUCCAGAGUCUCUUGGCCAUGAAGCGGUCAUUGAAUCAUCAACCUCUCAAUCUUCAAGUCGUGUUCCUGGAGAUGGCAUUUGUUAUGCUUUAUCUACUAGUUCAAUUCAUGAGAAAAGCAAAGAUUUUUAUGAGUCACACAAAGUAAAGCAUCGAGCUUCUCGGGGGUCCCAUAGACCAUAA